AUGGAGUCGACUUCAACACCCCGCAUUUCCGCGGCGCUCAUGGAUUCGUAUGUUGGCCAGAACGUUAUCAUCGUGGGCAAGGUACAACAGCUUCGGGGUGACACAGCGUUCCUCGAAGCCGACGGGCAAAUUCAAGCCAACCUGAACAGAGACUGCCAUCUUAUGGUUGGUAAUGGCGCUCAGAUCAUUGGAAAAGUAAAUCCAGACCUGACUAUUAAGGUACUGAACGCCAUGGAUCUCGGAAACAAUCAGCACCAGCAACGACAAUCAUUGUCUCAGCAGUUGCAACCUCAGCCUGAAUCUGUAGCCCGACCUCAAGAAAAACAAAAAGAAACAGUUCCCGUUGCUGAAAUUACUACCAGUUCUGCUUCUGUCGUUGUUAGUCGUUCUGCUUCUACCUCACUUAGCUCUGAAUACUCCCAACCCUCUCGAGUGAUAACCCCGCCAAUUAAUGAGCUUUCUGAGCUGUCUAUACAAGGGACGUCGCAAUCCCCCCAGUCCACCGCCCAGCCGUCAAUUCUUCACAAUACACAAUGGUCUCCACAUGCGCAAGAAAAGCAAGAUACACAAUAUACCCAUUACACGAUAGAAGAAGAAGCAACUUCUUCACACCAACGACUGCAGAAUAAAAACCGCAGUCCACGUCAACCCUAUCAGGAUUAUAUGAUGUCAGGGCCGUAUCUUGAGAAAGGCAGCAGCACUAGCAGCCCCCAAAGAUCUCUAUCUUCAUCCCCAUCUCCAAUUCGUCCACCCGCUCCCGUGUCACCAGAAUCAUCCGAAUACCCCUCAUUAAUAUGGCCCUCUCCCCCGCCUCGGCCUGUACGACCACGUGGACGCCUCUUUCGCACCAAAUCUGGUAACUUGGCGACUGCAGCAGAAAUCCGUCGGCGUAAGAAAAUAGAACUUCAUGCUGAUGAAUUACUAGACAUGAUACUCGAGGACUUUGGUGGUUACAAUGGGUUAUAUGAUGUCAUUGCCUUUAGCAUGGAUGAGGUUGGUCGCUGGCGUAUCAUAAGACAGGAUUCUCCAGAGGUGGAACCCUAUGAAAACCGUGACUGA
This is a messenger RNA of Hypoxylon trugodes, 1059 nucleotides long. RefSeq lists its product as uncharacterized. The transcript has 3 exons. Gene Ontology annotation, biological process: mismatch repair; nucleotide-excision repair; base-excision repair. The record is from RefSeq and is a predicted model, not a curated record. NCBI's taxonomy places the organism in Eukaryota, Fungi, Ascomycota, Sordariomycetes, Xylariales, Hypoxylaceae. Gene Ontology annotation, molecular function: damaged DNA binding; single-stranded DNA binding. Gene Ontology annotation, cellular component: nucleus; site of double-strand break; DNA replication factor A complex. The coding region runs from base 1 to 1059 and encodes 352 amino acids.